Tetranychus urticae (two-spotted spider mite) is the source of this 1022-nucleotide messenger RNA. The record is from RefSeq and is a predicted model, not a curated record. NCBI's taxonomy places the organism in Eukaryota, Metazoa, Arthropoda, Arachnida, Trombidiformes, Tetranychidae.
AAUAAUCGAGUAUAAAUGGGAAUGGAUUUAGGAUCAACAGUUAUUCAACAUUUGAAGACCAACUUGAUCAAAAUGCGUUUUACCAUUUUUCUUACUCUUUGCGCCAUUGGAGUCGCUUCUGCCAGUUCAUUGAACAAACGAAGUUUCAUUGAUGAUAUACAGAAUCAAACUCAGAAUGCUUUUCAUGCUUUUGAAGAAUUUUCUGAGCAAGCCAAACACAAUGCUGAAGAAGGAUUGAAGAAGUUGUUAGAUUUCUUCAGCCAAUUCAAUCCCCAAUCUGAUUCCUCAAACGCCGUCAAUGUAACCAAACGUGCAGUGACUGGUGCUGAUCUAUUGGCCAACAUUGGUAACCCACAAAAAGCCCAAGAACUUUUGAUUCAACUUUUCUUUGAAAGUUACGGUAAAGGACGCAAAAAGCGAGAUCUUGCUGAAAAUAUUCAAAAGCUUACUGGACAAGCUAAGAAAAAUGCUGAAGAAAACUUAAAGAAGCUCUUCGAUUUCUUCAACCAACUCAAUCCCCAAUCUGGUGAUUCCUCAAACGCUGUCAAUGUAACCAAACGUGCAGUCACUGGCGCUGAUUUAUUGGCUAACAUUGGUAACCCACAAAAGGCCCAAGAACUUUUGAUUCAACUUUUCUUUGAAAGCUAUGGUAAAGGUCGCAAAAGGCGAGAUCUUGCUGAAAACAUUCAAAAGCUUACUGGACAAGCUAAGCAAAAUGCUGAAGCAAAUUUAAAGAAGCUCUUCGAUUUCUUCAGCCAAUUCAAUCCCCAAUCUGUUGAUUCAUCAAACGCUGUCAAUGUAACCAAACGUGCUGUCACUGGCGCUGAUUUAUUGGCCAACAUUGGCAAUCCACAAAAAGCCCAAGAACUUUUAAUUCAACUCUUCUUUGAGAGCUAUGGUAAAGGUCGCUAAUGAUUUUGCAGUUAAAGAAGCCAAAGCGACUAACGCUGACUCUUCAUUAAUCAUUCAAUAUCAUGAAACUUGUAACCAAACUUGCUAUAAAUAAACUGACUUAUUAAUCA